This is a messenger RNA of Ostertagia ostertagi, 1530 nucleotides long. The record is from the annotation of a GenBank genome assembly. NCBI's taxonomy places the organism in Eukaryota, Metazoa, Nematoda, Chromadorea, Rhabditida, Trichostrongylidae.
AUGACCUCCAUGGAUAUGUCCCUUGAUGAGAUCAUAGCGAAGAACAAGAGGGAAAAAAGAGGAGGUGGUCGAGGCUUUCGCAAAGGAUUCGGAAGAAGCAGUCGAUCAGGUGGAGGUUCGGGUGGACGAUUCUCUGGAACCAGGCCCUAUAAAACAUACAUUGACUUUGACGCGCCGCCUGUCGCUGUGCGAGGCCCUAAAAUUGGAGGGCCAAGCAAUCCGAACAAAACUGUCCGAAUCAACAUUUCUAACCUUGCACCAUCAGUUGUUUCCUCUGACCUCGAAGAACUUUUUGUAAAUUAUCGGAUCGAGGCUGCGACUGUAAACUACAACGAGUCAGGUAAACGAGUUUCCGUUGGUACGGGUGAUAUCUAUCUACGUAGAAGUGAUGCCGAAAAUGUUAACAGAUCCAGGGUUAUGAGGAUGGUAUUGGUUGACGGCAGUGAGGCACUCAGCUCAAGGGUGCAACUAGCACCAGUAAAUGGAGGUGGUGUAAUAAAGAGCUUCAGGAAUGGUGGUGAGAUUAGCUGGAUUUUGCCGAAGAUGAAUGGUCCAUCUGAAAAUAAGUUUCCAUUGGUUGGAUUGUUUCGUUUCAUAGGUUCACGAAACUCGCUAGAGGACGAUGCACAACCCGUGGUAGAAGUCAUAGAGCCACCGGAUUGGAAGGAUAAUCUCGAAUGCAAGAAGGAGGAAGUUGCGUUACCCAGAAAUCGACUUCUUCAUUGGGGCCCAAUUGUCGCUCUUUCAAUAACUUUUUAUAUUGGUGUUGUGUCUUCUUAUUUUGCUGUGAUGUGGUGGCCGUUGAAUAGCUUAGGAGCGAUUUUGAAUAUCACGGCGUUUCUGUUCUGGAAUUAUUCUACAAUAGUGAAUUUGUCAAAGGCUUCCUUUGUCGGACCCGGUCAUGUUCCACUGCAGUGGCAUCCUCGUGAAGAUGAGGACAUUUCUCCAAAGGAGUCCAUUGACACAUUGCUGCAGUGGUGCGAGCCAUGCUCUGGUUAUAAAGUGCCUCGUUCUCAUCAUUGUUCCCAUUGUGGUCGGUGCUGCAUGAAGAUGGAUCAUCAUUGUCCGUGGAUAAACAACUGCGUCGGUCAUCGAAAUCAUGCGCUUUUUGUUAGAUUUCUCGUAUCUGCAGUAAUUGGAUGUAUUCAUGCGUUGGUGAUCCUCACUGCGGCUUUCUAUCAUGCUAUUCAUUUCAACUAUUAUUAUCGAUACGGUGAUGGUAGUGAGCCUAUGAUACUUUUAACUUUUUGGUCUUUAAUUGCAAUGGUAAUUGCCAGUGCAUUCGCAUUUGGCGUUGUUGUUGGCGUUGGUGGCCUUCUCUAUCUUCAGCUCAAGUAUAUUAAAAACAACAAGACCGGUAUAGAGGAAUAUAUAGUGACUGUUAGUAUGAAAAGUCGUGGCGUUUCAGAACAAAAAGCUGUCUCCUAUCGUAAGGAAGAAGAUUGCGAUUGGGAGGACUUUAUUUACCCAUACGAUCUUGGAUGGAAGCGUAAUUUUAGUGAAGUUCUCUUUUCGUGGUCUGGAGAGUAA